Molecule: messenger RNA, 775 nt
Organism: Amphimedon queenslandica
Lineage: Eukaryota; Metazoa; Porifera; Demospongiae; Haplosclerida; Niphatidae
Exons: 4
Coding region: 1-576 (191 amino acids)
Source: RefSeq, a predicted model, not a curated record
AUGUACUCCAGAUUUCAUUGGGCUUUCUUCUUUAUUCUUUCUCUCUUACUUCAAAUAAUAAAUGGAGAUCCAGACUCUUCAUCAUUGAUAUCCAUACAAGCAACAUCUAAAAUAAAUACAACCACAUAUUCAUUAACAACUGAAUCCAGCUCACUAGUAUCUGUAACUUCAACAUCAGCAUCUACACUAACAAAUUUUAUUGUUUCACCAGAAUCCACAUUACCACCAUCAACUAAAUCUAGAUCUACUACAAGUGAACUAUCUCCAUCAGGUCUUGUUGGUAUUGUAGUAUGCAUUGGAGGAACAAUCUUUCUAACAUUAUUAGUACUGCUAAUAGUUGGGGCUGUCAUUUUAAUUGGUAAAAGGUGUGGAUAUGGAAUAAAUGACGAUGUAGUUGUUGUCUUGACUGAUACUCCAACGGAAUCAGUAUAUCCAUCAAUCAUAUCGUCACCAAGUGUGAAAGAGAAUUCAGCUUAUGGUACAAAACUCGUUAAUACAUUGCACACAUCAGAUAGUGGCAUUGCUUAUGCUCAAACAGAAACUGAUAAUGGAUAUGAAUUUAUCUGGUGUGUAUGACGCUAGUACAUCAUCAUUAUUUUUAUUAUUCAUUGCUUUAAAAGGAUUGAUUGAAUAUGUGUAGGAGAAACAUGCACAAUUAUUUACUAAUCAUGCAUUACAUUUCUUGCAUAACAUUCAUAAUUGUAUGAACAAUUGGUUGUUUUAAAGUGAUUAUAAAACUCUUUUGUGAGUAUGCACAUGUGUUUCCUGUACUUUU